Molecule: messenger RNA, 297 nt
Organism: Angiostrongylus costaricensis
Lineage: Eukaryota; Metazoa; Nematoda; Chromadorea; Rhabditida; Metastrongylidae
Source: the annotation of a GenBank genome assembly
AUGGUCUUUGACUCAAUUGACAUAAAAGCAGUCAGGAAAGCUCUUGAUAGUCAAGGAGUUUUUAGUGAGUACAUGAAGAUUUUUGGCGAAGUGCACAAAAAUUUCACAACUAAGGUAUCACAGUUCUACAACGAUAUUAACAUUGACGUUAAAAGAGGAGCUAGGAAAGCUCUUGAUAGUCAAGGAGUUUUUAGUGAGUACAUGAAGAUUUUUGGCGAAGUGCACAAAAAUUUCACAACUAAGGUAUCACAGUUCUACAACGAUAUUAACAUUGACGUUAAAAGAGGAGCUAGGUAA